GGGUUGCGUCCUAAUUGCUCCAAUCGAAGCUCCUCUCGAUAUCUACUCCUCCUUCUACUUCUUGCUAACUCUACUACCUUACCCAGGUAUUUUAUUUGUUCAGCUCCAGGCCGGUCAAGUCGACAAGCUUCUUCGAUAUUGUUCUUCGAUAUUGACCAGUAUUAACCAGUAUUACACCGGCCUCGAGAUGUUCAUCAUGGCUUUUCGAAUUCCUACUCGACAUUUCACAUAUGUUACGGCUAGACGCCUCUCCUCUCAGGCGACAGCAGCGUCCAAUCUCCCGCGAGAUGUCAAAGAGACCAUCGUUCGCGAGGCAACUCUGCCAAAUCCCGAUCCGUCUGACGACUCGGCCAGUGCUGCCCUAGUGAAGGAGCAUUCCAAAUUUAUGCUGGCAACUUAUGCCAGGCCACCUCCGGUAUUCGUGAAAGGAGAGGGUUCGUACUUAUGGGAUUUAGAAAACCGUAAAUAUCUAGAUUUCACCGCCGGCAUUGCUGUCAAUGCGCUCGGUCAUAGUGAUGCCGGCCUAGCGAAGGUCAUCUCAGAUCAGGCGAAAACACUGUGGCAUGCAUCCAACCUUUACUACAACCCCUGGACUGGAGCGCUUUCCCAACUUCUAGUAGAGAAAACCGUCGCAUCGGGUGCUAUGCAUGACGCCGCGACCGUCUUCGUCUGCAAUUCGGGCUCUGAGGCUAACGAAGCCGCAAUUAAAUUUUCUCGAAAAGUUGGCAAGGUGUUGGAUCCUACUGGUGCUAAGCACGAAUUCGUCUCCUUCUAUCAAUCAUUCCACGGAAGGACUAUGGGGAGUCUCUCUGCGACACCGAACCCUAAAUACCAAGAACCAUUUGCGCCGAUGCUACCGGGUUUCAGGUAUGGGAAGUAUAACGAUAUCAACGCCAUCAGUGACCUCGUGACGGAUAAGACGUGUGGUGUGAUAAUCGAGCCCAUCCAAGGCGAAGGGGGUGUCAAUGUUGCCAGCGACCAAUUCCUUAUCGCCCUAGCGAAGCGGUGCCGCGAAGUAGGUGCCGUUCUCAUCUAUGAUGAGAUCCAAUGCGGUCUGUCGAGGACCGGCACGCUCUGGGCCCACGGCCACCUACCCAAGGAGGCACACCCGGACAUACUCACUACGGCGAAAGCACUUGGAAAUGGCUUCCCUAUUGGUGCUACUAUAGUCAACCAUCACGUUAGCGAGAAGAUCAAGAUUGGCGAUCACGGCACGACCUUCGGCGGCAAUCCGAUAGCGUGUCGCCUCGCGCACUAUGUAGUCUCACAGCUCUCGGACCCUAAGUUGCAGCAAGAUGUCCUUUCCAAGUCCAAGAUAUUCGUAGAGCGGUUUGAGCGCAUGCGAGAACGAUACCCAGACCUUAUAACUGAGAUUCGUGGCAAGGGCUUAAUCCUUGGCGUGCAGUUGACCCAAGAUCCAUCGCCAAUAGUAAAGGCCGCCCGAGAGAGGGGAUUGCUGGUGAUCACUUGUGGGACAAACACACUCCGAUUCGUCCCACCUCUCACAGUCAGCCAGGAUGAAAUCGAGAGUGGGUUAAAUAUUCUAGAAGAGGCCAUUGAUGCGACUCGGUAAUAUUCUUUUCGUACAUAGGCAUGGCGUUGAAGGUUAUCGGAAAAGGAUAUAUUUCCAACUAAACUUGAAAUGUAUAUGAUGAGAUACGGUAAUUCAUGUCAUCGGAUUAACAAAACCACAUUACAUGUAAUAAAAACAUUAUUCGUUAACUGCCCGUCAUAUAUGUCUUUAAUCUUUAGCACUUCGGG
Daldinia vernicosa is the source of this 1761-nucleotide messenger RNA. Its product is annotated as putative acetylornithine aminotransferase precursor. Gene Ontology annotation, biological process: arginine metabolic process. Bases 188 to 1573 code for a protein of 461 amino acids. The record is from RefSeq and is a predicted model, not a curated record. Gene Ontology annotation, molecular function: pyridoxal phosphate binding; identical protein binding; transaminase activity. The transcript is spliced from 2 exons. Gene Ontology annotation, cellular component: mitochondrial matrix. NCBI's taxonomy places the organism in Eukaryota, Fungi, Ascomycota, Sordariomycetes, Xylariales, Hypoxylaceae.